GAGCGACAUUGGAGGAGCUGCUGGAACUAUCCAGCUUUGUCGGAGUGCUAAGGACCCCAGCAGAAUAUUUCCAUAGUACACGAACUGGUCUGCAGUAUCUGCAUCGUCUCAAUUUACAGUUGUUGCAUCGUUUGGUUCUGCAAUUGUAUCGCUAAAAUACCAUGGAGAACGGCGGAGACAGCACAGCAAAGAUGAAGUAUUGUUCUCUAGGGAACGUCACGCUGAAAGAAAUUGAAGACUUGUUGAUAGAAAACUUUGCGAAGGAUGAAAAUCUUCUGAAGCUGUGUCGGAACUGCGAGGGCGGCCAGCUGGACGACUACCGUCGCCGAGCGAAGGAGAUCAUCACCUCCCACGACUGGAGAGUCUCGCGACUGGCGGUGGACGCCGCUACAGGCACGGUGGCCGGCGUCUGCCUGUGUGACAUGUCCACCCUCGACCAGCCGACCCAUGCUCUCGACGCCACGUUGCAAAACAAAUCCGAGGCAUGCCGCCUCAUUGCUGAUUUCCUUCUCCAGGCAGAGGAAGGAUACGAUGUGUUCAAGGAUCUCGGAGUCAAGAAGGUGCUCAAUCUGAAUAUCGUGACCGUUGAUAAAAGGUAUCGCCGUCAGGGCAUAUCAUUUGAACUCAGACGCCAGUGCCUUGAGCUGGGCCGCCAGCAUGGCUGCCAAGCUGUUGUCGAUGUCGCCACCUCGCCCUACACUCGCAAAGCGCUCGUCAAGCUCGGCUUCGAGCGGGUCAAGUUCCUGCCCUUCACUCAGUCGGUGCUCGCCGGUGUUGAGAAGGUCGACCUGUCGGGCUGUGGACCCGAUGAUGGAGCCGCUCUGAUGGUUCUCCAGCUGUGAGAGUGAUCUCAGGGAAGCCUUGGAGGUCCUGAAGGAUGAUGAUGCCUCUUGGGUCUAGCUCAUCAUAGCAGGCAUGUAGUUAGUCAUCGAGGAAUGUAUGUGCUUAAUCUUUUGAUGUGCGAUGUGACGAUGUCAGUUGCAACUUGCAGACUGUUAAAUUAUAGAAGACAGUUUGAUGAAAAUCAGCAAAACACACGCUACUGUUUCGAUUGCUGCAUUGUCCUAUAUCAGUUAUCACGGCUUGCAAUUUUACAUUGAGGACUGAAGUAUGAAUUUUGCAUAUGAUAUUUUACUGCUCGGGUAGAUGAGACGAGAGGGCAGGCUGGAGCUGAUUUUGACCAAGUGUUAAAAAGUUGACUCAUUUCAGCUACAAUUAGGACUCAGGCCCUAUCACGACACCGGCUGUGCUGUGAACAGCAGUGCAAGAAUCGAACUCACUUCAGUCCUUUGAAUGGUGCUGGCCAGCAGCUUACCCCGAUUAAGUUGGCAGCCCUCAUUUGUCAUGUCUUGAUACGGGUCUGUUAUUGACAGUUGCUUUAUUAGAAACGGGUAAUUCGAAAUGCAUGAGAAAUAAUAUAAACACAGGGCUGAAAGCAUUCAUAGGAGGGGUGCUUCAGAGCUAAUCGUGUCGAAAUC
Amphibalanus amphitrite is the source of this 1478-nucleotide messenger RNA. RefSeq lists its product as uncharacterized. The record is from RefSeq and is a predicted model, not a curated record. Bases 162 to 842 code for a protein of 226 amino acids. The transcript is spliced from 5 exons. NCBI's taxonomy places the organism in Eukaryota, Metazoa, Arthropoda, Thecostraca, Balanomorpha, Balanidae. Gene Ontology annotation, molecular function: N-acetyltransferase activity.